Messenger RNA from Strongylus vulgaris, 1290 nucleotides. NCBI's taxonomy places the organism in Eukaryota, Metazoa, Nematoda, Chromadorea, Rhabditida, Strongylidae. The record is from the annotation of a GenBank genome assembly.
AUGAGCAUAGCUGAGGGACAUUUUCGAGGCAUGAAGGAGUUACUUUCCACCAUGGAGCCGGAAACGGACGCGAAUGACGUGAAAGAGCUGAAGCAAAGGACACAUAUGCUUUGUGCGAGAUUUCUUGGGGGAGCGUGGAAGACGGUACCGUUGGACCAAUUGCGAAUAAGCAGAAUAAAAGGAGGAAUGAGCAACAUGCUGUUCUUGUGUCGGCUCUCAGAAUCACAUCGACCAAUUCGUAAUGAGCCGGAUAAGGUCCUGCUGCGAGUUUACUUCAAUCCCGAAACAGAGAGUCAUUUGGUUGCCGAGUCAGUUAUAUUUACGCUCCUUUCGGAACGUCAUCUUGGGCCAAAGCUCUAUGGGAUUUUUAGUGGAGGGCGACUGGAAGAAUAUAUACCUUCGCGCCCACUGACAUGUCGAGAAAUUGCUUUGCCAACUAUGUCAUCUAAAAUUGCGAAGCGAUUGUCCAAGGUUCACCAGUUAGAAGUUCCAAUAUGGAAGGAACCUGACUAUAUCUGUGAUGCCUUACAUCGGUGGCUUUGUCAGCUGAUGAACACUCCCCAUGGUGAAAACUCUAUAACUCUCCCUAGCAAAUAUUCACAAUGGGCUCCGGCACAACUGACUUGUGAUCACAUUGCAAGAGAACUGGACUACUUGCGAACCAUGAUAAGCAAAAGCAAGAGCCCUGUCACAUUCUGUCACAAUGAUCUCCAGGAGGGUAGGCACCUAUCAAAUCUGAUUGUCCCUAGCUCUAAACCAAUCUAUUUAGGAAAUAUUCUUCUUCCUAAAGGUUCAUCUGGAAAUAUUCGGCUUCCUUCGCUAGGUGACGAAGCUCCUGCUGGGCUCAGCUUGACCGCCUUUAACCCGGCUGACCCUAGAUUAGUUCUGAUAGACUUCGAAUACGCUAGCUAUAAUUACAGAGGAUUUGACUUUGCAAAUCAUUUUGUGGAAUACUCCAUAGAUUACGAUGUUCAUGAUCCUCCUUACUACAGCAUAAAUCCUGAGAAUUUCCCUAAAGAGGAGCAGCUGGUGGAGUUUUUCAUCAACUAUCUGCGGGAAUUUGGCCAAACACCCGAGUGUCAUCUCUACGGAAAAGCAGAAGAACUAGUUAAGGAAACCCUUCCAUUCGUUCCCGUAUCGCAUUUCUUCUGGGGUGUAUGGGGGCUGCUACAAGUGGAAUUGUCACCGGUGGGAUUUGGGUUUGCGGAAUACGGGCGGGACAGAUUAGGGUUAUACUUCCAACAUCGUCAUCUUUUGGAUAUGUUUAAUUCUGACCAAAAUGUGCAAUAA